AUGGCCGGGCAGCCUCCGCGCUCCGGCCGGAAGAUGCCACCGCGCGCCGCGGGGCGAGCCCGACGCCGGAAGCGGCGGCUGCAGCCCCCGACCUGGGAGAUAUCGGACUCGGACAUCGAGGGCCCCGCGGGCGAGGAGGCCGCCGCCAGGGUCCGAGACCCGGCGGAAGAGCACAGGGCGGCGGCCGAGGUGCUGCGGCGGCUGCGGCCGGAGCAAGCCGUGCGGCGCCUGGUGGUGCUCAUGGACCCAGCCAUUCUGGAAGAUGCCGGUGCCGACAUCCUGAUGGAGGCUCUGGACGCCCUGAGCUGUGAGUGCCGCGUGGAGCCCGAACGCCCUGCAUGGAGCCUCGGGUGGAGCAGAGUGAAGCCAGACCCUUGCUCCCUCAGUGUGCCUCCUGAGGUGUGGGCUGCGGAUGAGCAGGACUGGCUGCUGCUGCUGGAGCCUGAGGAGUUUCUGCAGGGCGUUGUCCAGCUGACCCAGACAUGUGGCCCAACCUGUUCUGUGCCCUGGAUCAGUCCUGAGAGCCCUGCCUGCCUCCACCUGGCUGUCAUUGCUGAUGUUUACCUGUGGUCUUACCAGUCCAGUACCCAGGAGGCAUGGCAGCCAGAGCAUCUAGUGGUGACUCGUGCCUAGGUGGCAGUUGGCUGGCCCGAGGUGGAGGUGGCCCUGGUGCUUCUGCAGCUCUGGGCAAACGUGGAUGUGCUGUUGGUGGCCUCCUGGUAGGAGCUGAGUCAGCAUGUGUGUGCCUUCACCAAGGCCCUCACCCAGCGUCCCUUCAAGUGUGUGACCCUCACCCUGCUGGGGGCUGCAGCGGGAGGGAUGGGAGUGCCGGGCGGGGUGGCAGUCCUGGGCAGGGUGGCGCCUCUCUGGCCUCUAGAGCAGAGGGGGCUGUGGGUUUUGUUGAGCUGGGGGCGGGGCGCUCAGGCAGUCCCGGGAGUUGCACCACCACGUGCUGGGCAGCAGCCGAGAAGAGUGGCAAGAGAUGGCACCGGCCUGCGGGGGGCCUGCUGGCAGCAGAUCAGGCAGUUCAACUGCGUCAGCCCGGCUGUGGCCAAUGCUGUUGUUGCUGCCUUCCCUUCCCCCUGCCUUCUGCAACAGGUGUGCGUGGCCUGUGGCAUGGAGCAGGGGUGCCUAGCCCUCCUGGCUGACCUCCCAGUAAGGAUGGGCAAGGGUGUGCGGCCCCAUAGGUUGGGACCUGACCUCUCCUGCUGCAUCUGCCUCUUCCUGAUGACCACCAUCCCCGACCUCCCGCUGGACCUGGGCUCCUGACCACGCCUGUGGUACCUGACGGGCCCUUCUCCCACCUACCGGCAGGACUGAAUGCAGCCCGCCCAGGGAACAGACUAGAAACCACGAGCGGUGGUGUGCGGGAGCAAGACACCCAGUAUGACCUGCAUCGGGGCUCUCAGACAGGAGAUGCCAAGCCAGCUGGAAAGUCUGGAGAAGAUGUGGGCAGGGCUCAUAUGCCCUGGGCCCUGUACACACUGGCAGAGGGGCUCCUAGCCAGCUACGACAGGCAGGAAGGGCUGGGCAGCCUCAGGGCCCCACAGGGCAAAUGCCGGUCACCUGGAGGCUGCGGGGGAGGGGGAGGCAGGCCCCUUCAGAAAGGAGAAGUAUUAAGACAAGGUCUUGAGGGAGAAAAGAGAACCAGGCCGUGACUCCUCAAGGGUGUUGUGACCCGCCCCCCCACAACAGGAGAAAAGCUGUGGACACCUGUGAGCCCCAGGCCUCAGUCCGACCCCUUUCAUUCCAU
Molecule: messenger RNA, 1753 nt
Organism: Aethalodelphis obliquidens (Pacific white-sided dolphin)
Lineage: Eukaryota; Metazoa; Chordata; Mammalia; Artiodactyla; Delphinidae
Gene: EME2
Product: essential meiotic structure-specific endonuclease subunit 2
Biological process (GO): resolution of meiotic recombination intermediates; double-strand break repair; replication fork processing
Cellular component (GO): nucleus; Holliday junction resolvase complex
Molecular function (GO): crossover junction DNA endonuclease activity
Source: RefSeq, a predicted model, not a curated record